Messenger RNA from Tribolium castaneum (red flour beetle), 1346 nucleotides. RefSeq lists its product as uncharacterized. Bases 287 to 1258 code for a protein of 323 amino acids. The transcript has 4 exons. NCBI's taxonomy places the organism in Eukaryota, Metazoa, Arthropoda, Insecta, Coleoptera, Tenebrionidae. The record is from RefSeq and is a predicted model, not a curated record.
GCCGCUCUUGCAAAAGUCGUGUUUAUAACUACGUGAAAAAACAUAAACACAAAAGUUUGAGCACGGAACAGUCAAACGUUAAAGAGGUGUCGGUGUUUGAUGCUAAAAUGUAACGUACAAUUUCUCAAACUCAAAACCAUUUCGCGAAAGAAUUACGAUUAGAAACAACUGUUUCAAUUUACUGGCGUUUCCUCGGUUGCACAACUGACAAUAUUGGGCAAAUUUUCAUGAUCAAACGUCAAGCAUUCAGCCGGGUUUCAAAUCUUGUAUUAAUGAAUAAUCCACAAUGCGAAAACCGCAGAGCGACGAGCAAUUCCCCUUGUUGCUGGUUCUGAUGGGCAAUGACGACGUUGCCCAAAAUAACAAACGGCUUUUCCGGGGAAGACUCGACGGGAUUACGUCGGGGGCUUCCGCCAUCAUCACCGAGUGGCCGAAUUAUUUGAGUUCGUGUUGGUUGACCGCUCUGAUCUGUGGCAUAACCCUGUUCGUCGUUUCCGUAAUGCUGACUUCUUGCAUGACCUACGAGCACCACUUGAGGUUCCCGCGGUGCUCCUCCGAGUACCAGCUAAUCGACAACCGGACGAUUCAUCUAGUCCACAAUUCACACAAAUGGCAGUUAAACCAGCUCCGCUCAGUUGAAAAUAUAGUCAGAGCGUUUCCCGAUUACCAAAUUCACCUCCUCCUUGUCGGCAGUAAAACCCACCAAUACAUCAAACUGCGACGUGCAAUCAGUAACGAAACCCAGACCAACCAAACGAACAAAACCGAGCCCACAAUUGACGACCUAGCCAGGAAAUACCCAAAUAUACUUGUCACCCAGUUAUCCUACGGGGACAUUUUCUCAAACAGCCCCCUCUACUACAGCUGGAUUCGCCUCAACCCGCAGACGAAGCUUUUCGCGAUUCGCGUCUUGCAAAUCUGGCAAUUUGGGGGUUUGAGUUUCGAUCUCCCUGAGAAAGUUGCGAGUAAAAGGUGCAAAAAUUGUACCAGUCUGCAGGAGAUGAAAAUAGGGCUUUUGGUGCGGUAUGGGAAGAAGAGGUACGAAAAGUUGGGGCCUGAUGUGGUGUCAGUUGACUCGAAUGGGCUUCAUAUGGAGGCGAAGUCGCCGUGUCAUGCUUUUUUCGGGAAGGUUUUGGCUAAUCUACGCAAUGCGGGCCAGAAGACCACGCCGAGGGUGGUCCUGAACGGGCCGAUUUAUGCGUUUUGCAAGGCUGGGGUCGUUGAUGAGGAAUUUUGCCCCAAAAACGUCUUAAUUUAAUAAAUUUGUACGAAUUGGAGAUGACUUGUUUUAUUUUUAUUUCAAGCCUGCAUCACACAUUUUACCAAUAAAGCACUAAUUAAAACUA